AUGUCUGCCCCAGAGACCGCCGCUCCCGUUGCCCCCGUCGAGGAUAAGAAGCCCGAGACAACUCCCGCCCCAGAGGCUACCCCCGCCGCCGAGGCCGCCAAGGUUGAAGAACCGGCCGUCGAAGCCCCAAAGGCCGAAGAGCCCAAGGCUGAGGAAACCCCCGCUACCGAGCCCGCUACCACCACGGAGACUCCCGCCGCUGAGGAGGCCGCUGAGCCUGCAAAGGACGAGGCCAAACCAGCUGAGGAGACCUCCAAGGAGGAGCGUCCCAAGAGCCCUGGCUUCCUCGCCAAGCUCCUUGCUCCGUUCAAGGGCGACAAGAAGGUGAAGGCCCCCAAGAGCCCCAAGAAGGAGAAGAAGAAGGAAGUCGAGGCCGAAGCCGCCGCUCCUGCUACUGAGGAGGCUGCUGAGCCUGCUCCAGAGGCCCCUGCUGAGGAGACCGCGGAGCCUGCGAAGACUGAGGAAGCUCCUGCCGCUGAGCCAGUGAAGGAGACCGAGACGGCCGAGGCCCCUGCGGCUGCCGAACCCGCUGCUGAGGAACCUAAAGAAGAGAAGAAGGAGGAGAAGAAGGAAGAGAAGAAGGCUCCCAAGGUUGGCCGCCGUCUCUCCGCUCGUGUCACCGACCUCUUCAAGUCAACGAAAAAGCAUGAGGUGACGCCCCCUGCUAAGGUUGAUGAGAACCCCCCAAAGAUCGAUGAGCCCACACCUGUUGCACCGUUGGAAAACCCCGCCUCUGAGUCUGCUGCUGAGACACCCGCUGCUCCGGCCGAGACACCUGCUCCCGCCAAGGAGGAGGAGCCUUCAAAGCCGGUUGAAGCUGCGCCUCCAGCAGCACCCGUCGUUGCCGCCGCCGCAUAA
This is a messenger RNA of Pleurotus ostreatus (oyster mushroom), 858 nucleotides long. RefSeq lists its product as uncharacterized. The record is from RefSeq and is a predicted model, not a curated record. The transcript is spliced from 7 exons. Lineage: Eukaryota; Fungi; Basidiomycota; Agaricomycetes; Agaricales; Pleurotaceae. Bases 1 to 858 code for a protein of 285 amino acids.